Messenger RNA from Penicillium pulvis, 540 nucleotides. RefSeq lists its product as uncharacterized. The record is from RefSeq and is a predicted model, not a curated record. Gene Ontology annotation, molecular function: acyltransferase activity, transferring groups other than amino-acyl groups. The coding region runs from base 1 to 540 and encodes 179 amino acids. The transcript has a single exon. Lineage: Eukaryota; Fungi; Ascomycota; Eurotiomycetes; Eurotiales; Aspergillaceae.
AUGGCCGAUCUCCACUUCCGCAUCGCAACACCAGCCGAUGCCCCAUCCAUCCAGCAACUGGUACAGUCCGCGUUCCGCGCGGAAGACAGCCGAAAAGACUGGACUGCAGACAUGGCACUGGGCAGAAGUUUUACUAUCUCAGUCGAAGAUGUGAAGACAACUAUCUCCAAACCAGAAUGCGCCAUUCUUCUAGCCUUCACCAAAGAUCAUGAUCUCGAUGUCCUCGUGGCUUCAAUCGACAUGACCAAGCGCGCCAAUGACCAUGCACGCCUUUCGAUGGUUGCUGUGCAUCAGGAUUACCAGCAGGCGGGUAUUGGGCGGCGGGUCCUUGCUUACGCGGAAGAAUACUCGCAACAGGAGUGGGGCGCCACUACAUCGGAGUUGAAUGCGCUUUCGACGCGACAGGAGCUUAUCGCUUGGUAUUUGCGUCGUGGGUAUCAGAAGACGGGGGAGGAAUCGCCUUUUCCCACGGAGAAGUUUCCUCAAUUAGCAUUGCCGGAGGACAUGUGUUUCGUAGAGAUGACCAAGCACUUGGCUUGA